CCGGUGCCUUCCCCAGGUCCGGGCGGGGCGCCUCGGCUCCCUGCGGAGCUCUCGGUAGAGUCUGGGUGGGGGUCAUAUUUCGUUCUAGCGGAGAACCAGCCCCUGAGCUGUGCGCAAGGUGCAGAGGGAACGUCUUCCCUGAGGACCGGGGCAUGCGAAGGGAGUCCCUCCUGCAGGUCUCUUUCUCAGUCAUUUUGAGCUUGGCCUAAUAGAAGACUGAGGUUAUGAAGUCCAUCCUAGAUGGCCUCGCAGACACCACGUUCCGCACCAUCACCACAGACCUCCUGUACGUGGGGACUAAUGACAUUCAAUACGAAGACAUCAAAGGCGACAUGGCGUCCAAAUUAGGCUACUUCCCACAAAAAUUCCCAUUGACUUCCUUCCGGGGAAGUCCCCUCCAAGACAAGAUGACUGCAGGAGACAGCUCCCAGUUAGUCCCGGGAGACCCGUUGAACAUGACUGAGUUCUACAACAAGUCUCUCUCCUCCUACAAGGAGAAUGAGGAGAACAUCCAGUGUGGGGAGAACUUCAUGGACAUGGAAUGCUUCAUGAUCCUGAACCCCAGCCAGCAGCUGGCCAUUGCUGUACUGUCCCUCACGCUGGGCACCUUCACGGUCCUGGAGAACCUGCUGGUGCUGUGUGUCAUCCUCCACUCCCGCAGCCUCCGCUGCCGGCCCUCUUACCACUUCAUCGGCAGUCUGGCGGUGGCGGAUCUCCUGGGGAGCGUCAUUUUUGUCUACAGCUUCGUCGACUUCCAUGUGUUCCACCGCAAAGACAGCCCCAACGUGUUUCUGUUCAAACUAGGCGGGGUCACAGCUUCCUUCACUGCCUCAGUGGGCAGCCUGUUCCUCACAGCCAUCGACAGGUACAUAUCUAUUCACAGGCCCCUGGCCUACAAGAGGAUCGUCACCAGGCCCAAGGCUGUGGUGGCCUUUUGCCUGAUGUGGACCAUAGCAAUUGUGAUCGCUGUGCUGCCUCUCCUGGGCUGGAACUGCAAGAAGCUGCAAUCUGUUUGCUCAGACAUUUUCCCACUCAUUGACGAGACCUACCUAAUGUUCUGGAUCGGGGUCACCAGCGUGCUGCUGCUGUUCAUUGUGUAUGCCUACAUGUAUAUUCUCUGGAAGGCUCAUAGCCACGCAGUCCGCAUGAUUCAGCGUGGCACCCAGAAGAGCAUCAUUAUCCACACGUCAGAAGAUGGCAAAGUGCAGGUGACCCGGCCAGACCAAGCCCGCAUGGACAUCAGGCUAGCCAAGACCCUAGUCCUGAUCCUAGUGGUGUUGAUCAUCUGCUGGGGCCCUCUGCUUGCCAUCAUGGUAUACGAUGUCUUUGGGAAGAUGAACAAACUCAUUAAGACGGUGUUUGCUUUCUGUAGUAUGCUCUGCCUGCUGAACUCCACCGUGAAUCCCAUCAUCUAUGCUCUGAGGAGCAAGGACCUCAGGCAUGCUUUCCGGAGCAUGUUCCCCUCGUGUGAAGGCACCGCGCAGCCCCUGGAUAACAGCAUGGGGGACUCGGACUGUCUGCACAAGCAUGCGAACAACGCGGCCAGUGUUCAUAGGGCGGCGGAAAGCUGCAUCAAGAGCACGGUCAAGAUUGCCAAGGUGACCAUGUCUGUUUCCACAGACACAUCUGCUGAGGCUUUGUGAGCUUGAUGCUUCUGGCAGCACGAGUAGAAUUUUUUUUUUUUUUUAAGUUCAAAACCUAGGAUAGUCUGUUGUCUCAUCGGUUAUAUUUUUAAAGUCCAUCACGCUCAGUGAAAAGGUGAUUGUCACCGUACUCUUUCAUCAGUUUGCAAAUGUUUCAAUAGUGUAGGUACUCAAAUUCCCUUCCCCAGGUUGUUGGUAGUGAAGACAACCUGUUGGUUGUGUGACUGAAAAAAAGUACUAAGGAAAUAGGACGGAAAUCCUUGGCUAUAUGACUUGAAGACUAAGAAGCCCUAGAAAUGAGUGUUGGCUUUGUCACUGCAACUUUCAUUACAAUGUGAAGUGUAUCUGUAGUAUCAGAGGUGUCCAUUUUUACAACCUAUAGUAGUAGAGACAUUUUGUAAACUGUGUUGUGUCUGUCCUGUGAGUUGUGUAUCAGUGUUCACUAGGUGUCCUCUGUGUUUGUCUAAUUCAGUGAAACUGACAGGUCAACUUUUGUGAAAAUAAUGGAAUGUGUGCAGUGGAACUGUGCCCAUGAGACCCUCCCUUUCUAUAUUAUUGCCCUAGAUAUAACUUUAGAAACCCUAAUAUUUCUUAAAAUAGCUCUAUUUAAAUUUGAUGCUGCAGUCACUCUACAGGUUUAUUUUUCUGUUACAACAAGAAGAAUUUUAAGACUAUCCAAAGUGCUGAGCAAAAAUCAUUUACACUUAAAAUUUUAUUAGCCCUUCAUUUCCAUAGGAGGACAUUUACUAGCUUCUGGACUAUAGCUAUUCUAUAUUCAGAGUGGAAGUAAGAAGCCCUAUUGACUUUUUUGGGCUGACCUUUCUGACUUUCUUUAGUCUUUAGCUAUUACUGGACCUCUUAUGACAGCAUGUGUCAAUGUUAAUGUAUAUUGUUAUCACUGUGCAGUUGCUGUUUACUUGACAAGUAUUGUGUUCUUAUAUUCCAGGCUUAAGUAGCUUUCAUGCCUGGGUGGCCAAACAACAGUUUUCAUCUUUUUUAAUUGAAAAAAAGUAUUGUCUGAGUCAGUAAAAUUAUACUGUGUGUGAAUGUGAAUAUAGAUGUGU
Messenger RNA from Ochotona princeps (American pika), 2707 nucleotides. It is a transcript of the gene CNR1, whose product is annotated as cannabinoid receptor 1. The record is from RefSeq and is a predicted model, not a curated record. Gene Ontology annotation, molecular function: cannabinoid receptor activity. The transcript is spliced from 2 exons. Gene Ontology annotation, biological process: G protein-coupled receptor signaling pathway. Bases 225 to 1643 code for a protein of 472 amino acids. Lineage: Eukaryota; Metazoa; Chordata; Mammalia; Lagomorpha; Ochotonidae. Gene Ontology annotation, cellular component: membrane.